Messenger RNA from Tricharina praecox, 4385 nucleotides. RefSeq names its product ankyrin repeat-containing domain protein. Lineage: Eukaryota; Fungi; Ascomycota; Pezizomycetes; Pezizales; Pyronemataceae. The transcript is spliced from 5 exons. Gene Ontology annotation, molecular function: RNA nuclease activity; RNA binding; protein binding. Gene Ontology annotation, biological process: RNA processing. The record is from RefSeq and is a predicted model, not a curated record. Bases 99 to 4256 code for a protein of 1385 amino acids.
GAGACCACGAACGACGGAGCCAAUUAGCGUGGCUGUCAAACCUGGAGCCCGAGGAUGACUUCGAGAGGUAUUUCGUGCAGAGACAUCCGGGAACGGGGAUGUGGUUGGUUGAGUUGACGGAGUUGAAAGAGUGGAUUGAUGACGUGAAGCAUUGCCUUUUGUGGUGUCAUGGCUCUGCCGGCGUAGGGAAAUCUGUUAUUGCAUCCAUCGUUAUAGAGGAGACGAGGUCCCUAUAUCUACUUGACCCCCGUGUUGGGAUUGCCUUUUUCUUUUUCAGCUUUCAGGCCGAGUCGACGCCUGUCCAGAUAUUAUCAACAUUGAUCAAACAACUCUGCCGUCGAACAAAGGAUAUCCCUCAGCACAUAUUGGAUCUCUACACUCGAUGCACAUCCGAUGACCGCGCCCCGCGAUUGACAGAGCUUGAAGACCACUUCGAGAAGACGAUCGGAUGUUUCGACCAGGUCUUUCUCGUGAUAGACGCGAUGGACGAGUGCAAGAAGGACUACCGCAAAAGUUUACUCGUAUACAUAGUGCGCAUCUUCCAGAGCUCACCGAGAAAGCUGAAGUUGUUCGUAACCAGCCGCCCGGAGCCGGAUAUCAAGGAGGCCUUUGGGUCGGAGACAUUCAGAACCAUUACGGUCGAGGCGACGAAGGUGAAAGCCGAUACGGCAUCCUACGUAACAUAUGAACUGGAGAAUCGCAGUCAUCCUUAUUAUAAUAUUCACACGGAUUCUAGUCUGAAGAAGCAAGUGGAGGACGCGCUGGUGAAUCAAUCGAACGGAAUGUUUCUGUGGGUGAAAUUUCAACUGGACCACAUCUUUGAGCUGCCGUCAAAGCUUGAUAUUCAAAACGCAUUGCAACGGCUCCCUACCAACAUGACAUCAACCUACCACCGUAUCCUGAUGAAGAUCAAAUCUCAACACCCCACAAUGGUGGAAUUAGCUCGGCGAGCGUUGGUCUGGGUGAUCACGGCGACGCGGCCGCUCAAUACUGGAGAGUUGGCUAUUGUGAUAGCCAUUGAAUCGACAACGAGAAAACUCGAAGAGCUCAAAGGGAAAUAUCAGGACCAUGUAGCCAUCGACGCAUGCUGCGGCCUUCUUAACAGCGAUGACGGAUUUGUAAGGCCGAUUCAUUUCACUGUGAAGGAGUUUCUCAACGACAACUUCGAGUUUAUCCCCGAUGAGAGCGAAGCCAACUCGGAACUUGCGAGGCGGUCAAUUUCCCUCUUCCUCUGUGAGAACUUCCGCCAGAUCCAAAGCCGUCAAUGGAUUCUAUAUGCUGAGGGAACUUUGAAUGGUGGCCUGGCCUAUAUAUUCUCAAACUGGGAUAAGCAUCUUCGAAGGGCACCAUGGCCGCUAACAGCGGGUUUAAUAGCCUUGCUAAAAACCCUCUUUGAGUGCGAAAACUAUAUUGCCCCUUAUAUAGCAAGGAACAGAAAUUUUCCGCAAGUAUUCAGCGUGUUGAGCUUUUGUGCCCUGUUCGACAUUCUGAAUGUCUACACCGAGCUCUAUACCCUCAAUGGCUUUACUGUAGAUUCAACGCAACUGAAGCAUGCGCUGGAUGACGCUGCUCGUGGAGGCUCGGUUGAUGCCGUUGACCGGCUGCUCAGCCUUAUGAACGAGGCCGAUAGCAAGGGCCAUUAUUCGAUCAUCGAAGCGGCUGGGAAUGAGCAACUGGAAGUAGUCCGCUUCUUCAUCAGACGAGAUACCGGCAUUACAUUUUACGGCAAUGCACUUCAGGCAGCGGCCUCACGUGGCCAUGAGGCGGUGAUACGGUUGCUCUUGGAGAAAGGGGCGGAUGUCAACGCCCAAGGUGGAGAAUACGGCAAUGCACUUCAGGCAGCGGCCUCAAGUGGCCUUGAGGCGGCGAUACGGUUGCUCUUGGAGAAAGGGGCGGAUGUCAACGCCCAAGGUGGAUUUUACGGCAAUGCACUUCAGGCAGCGGCCUCAAGUGGCGAAGAUACUGCGGUCCGGUUGCUCUUGGAGAAAGGGGCGGAUGUCAACGCCCAAGGUGGAUGUUACGGCAAUGCACUUCAGGCAGCGGCCUCACGUGGCAUUGAGGCGGUGAUACGGUUGCUCUUGGAGAAAGGGGCGGAUGUCAACGCCCAAGGUGGAGAAUACGGCAAUGCACUUCAGGCAGCGGCCUCAAGUGGCGAAGAUACUGCGGUCCGGUUGCUCUUGGAGAAAGGGGCGGAUGUCAACGCCCAAGGUGGAUGUUACGGCAAUGCACUUCAGGCAGCGGCCUCACGUGGCAUUGAGGCGGUGAUACGGUUGCUCUUGGAGAAAGGGGCGGAUGUCAACGCCCAAGGUGGACAAUACGGCAAUGCACUUCAGGCAGCGGCCUCAAGUGGCGAAGAUACUGCGGUCCGGUUGCUCUUGGAGAAAGGGGCGGAUGUCAACGCCCAAGGUGGAGAAUACGGCAAUGCACUUCAGGCAGCGGCCUCAAGUGGCCAUGAGGCGGCGAUACGGUUGCUCUUGGAGAAAGGGGCGGAUGUCAACGCCCAAGGUGGAGAAUACGGCAAUGCACUUUGGGCAGCGGCCUCAAGUGGCGAAGAUACUGCGGUCCGGUUGCUCUUGGAGAAAGGGGCGGAUGUCAACGCCCAAGGUGGAAAAUACGGCAAUGCACUUCAGGCAGCGGCCUCACGUGGCCAUGAGGCGGUGAUACGGUUGCUCUUGGAGAAAGGGGCGGAUGUCAACGCCCAAGGUGGAGAAUACGGCAAUGCACUUCAGGCAGCGGCCUCAAGUGGCCAUGAGGCGGCGAUACGGUUGCUCUUGGAGAAAGGGGCGGAUGUCAACGCCCAAGAUGGAGAAUACGGCAAUGCACUUCAGGCAGCGGCCUCAAGUGGCCAUGAGGCGGUGAUACGGUUGCUCUUGGAGAAAGGGGCGGAUGUCAACGCCCAAGGUGGAUUUUACGGCAAUGCACUUCAGGCAGCGGCCUCAAGUGGCGAAGAUACUGCGGUCCGGUUGCUCUUGGAGAAAGGGGCGGAUGUCAACGCCCAAGGUGGACAAUACGGCAAUGCACUUCAGGCAGCGGCCUCAAGUGGCCUUGAGGCGGCGAUACGGUUGCUCUUGGAGAAAGGGGCGGAUGUCAACGCCCAAGGUGGACAAUACGGCAAUGCACUUUGGGCAGCGGCCUCACGUGGCCAUGAGGCGGUGAUACGGUUGCUCUUGGAGAAAGGGGCGGAUGUCAACGCCCAAGGUGGAGAAUACGGCAAUGCACUUCAGGCAGCGGCCUCAAGUGGCCAUGAGGCGGCGAUACGGUUGCUCUUGGAGAAAGGGGCGGAUGUCAACGCCCAAGGUGGAGAAUACGGCAAUGCACUUCAGGCAGCGGCCUCACGUGGCCAUGAGGCGGUGAUACGGUUGCUCUUGGAGAAAGGGGCGGAUGUCAACGCCCAAGGUGGAAAAUACGGCAAUGCACUUCAGGCAGCGGCCUCACGUGGCCAUGAGGCGGUGAUACGGUUGCUCUUGGAGAAAGGGGCGGAUGUCAACGCCCAAGGUGGAGAAUACGGCAAUGCACUUCAGGCAGCGGCCUCAAGUGGCCAUGAGGCGGCGAUACGGUUGCUCUUGGAGAAAGGGGCGGAUGUCAACGCCCAAGAUGGAGAAUACGGCAAUGCACUUCAGGCAGCGGCCUCAAGUGGCCAUGAGGCGGUGAUACGGUUGCUCUUGGAGAAAGGGGCGGAUGUCAACGCCCAAGGUGGAUUUUACGGCAAUGCACUUCAGGCAGCGGCCUCAAGUGGCGAAGAUACUGCGGUCCGGUUGCUCUUGGAGAAAGGGGCGGAUGUCAACGCCCAAGGUGGACAAUACGGCAAUGCACUUCAGGCAGCGGCCUCAAGUGGCCUUGAGGCGGCGAUACGGUUGCUCUUGGAGAAAGGGGCGGAUGUCAACGCCCAAGGUGGACAAUACGGCAAUGCACUUUGGGCAGCGGCCUCACGUGGCCAUGAGGCGGUGAUACGGUUGCUCUUGGAGAAAGGGGCGGAUGUCAACGCCCAAGGUGGAGAAUACGGCAAUGCACUUCAGGCAGCGGCCUCACGUGGCAUUGAGGCGGUGAUACGGUUGCUCUUGGAGAAAGGGGCGGAUGUCAACGCCCAAGGUGGAAAAUACGGCAAUGCACUUCAGGCAGCGGCCUCAAGUGGCCAUGAGGCGGCGAUACGGUUGCUCUUGGAGAAAGGGGCGGAUCUCGACGCUCAAGGUGGGGAACAUGUCAACGCUUUGCAGGCAUCGAUCGCAGAUGCAAGGAACGGUAUAGCGCAGCUAUAAGUGCGGCGAGGGGCCCUCGAUUAGCGACAAUGGAUAGGCGUUGCUUGAUUUUUCAGUUGCUGUUUUGUGAUGGACGUUUUCGGCUUGAUGGAGCAUUUUAAGCUGCGCAGAGAAUAUAAGAUGGCGAAC